AUGAUAACAUGUGACAUGUUUUCAUUAUUUUUCGAGAGUUCAUCUACACUUGAUUUCCCUGACGAAGAUGGAUAUGAUAGCGAAGGUAAAGUUAGGUCUAUCUCCGAUUUUGAGCCUGAGCCUGAAGAGUUAGGAGAACAAUCUGGUUCUCUGGAGGAGGAGCAAUCCAGAUCAAAUGUAGACUAUCUUACACCUAAACAAAACAUAAAAUGGAGGCACAGACAAAUCCUCAGUGAUAAAGAUAUAAAAAAGAAACCAAGGGGUUUUGCUCAAGAGGUUUGCAGUACUGAUGGGGAUGGUACAGUUGUCAAGUGGUUAGAUAACAAGCCAGCCAAUUUAGCAUCCAACUUCAUCGGCAUAGGAGAAAAGGACUUGGUAAAGAGGUGGUCAAAAACAGAGAAAAAAUUCAUAGAAUUUGAGAGGCCUGAAAUCGUGAGAAAAUAUAAUCACGCGAUGGGAGGUGUUGAUCUGCUAGAUCAAUUGAUGAGUUAUUACAGAACGUUUAUCAAAUCAAAGAAGUGGCCCUUGCGUAUGAUCUUUCAUGAGUCUGAUCUGGCAGUAGUGCAAGCCUUUCGAGACUACAACAUAGAUAACGACUUGCUCGGAAUACCAAAGGCGAAAAGACUCUCCCUUCUGCGAUUUCGUCGAAGACUGUCCGAUGCUCUAAUAACUCCAAGAAGACCAGGAGAAGUGCGCCCAUCUAUUGAAGUUGCUCGUGAUGGUGUCGGUCAUUUUACUGCCCACGAUGGUGGGUCUGGAACACGUUGCAAAUUAGUGGGGUGUAAAGGAAAAUCCCGCAUCAAGUGCGUUAAAUGUAAAGUGCACUUGUGUUUCACUAAAGACAAAAAUUGUUUUCUAGUUUUUCAUUCCUAA
Parnassius mnemosyne (clouded apollo) is the source of this 873-nucleotide messenger RNA. NCBI's taxonomy places the organism in Eukaryota, Metazoa, Arthropoda, Insecta, Lepidoptera, Papilionidae. The record is from the annotation of a GenBank genome assembly.